Molecule: messenger RNA, 2467 nt
Organism: Micropterus salmoides (largemouth bass)
Lineage: Eukaryota; Metazoa; Chordata; Actinopteri; Centrarchiformes; Centrarchidae
Gene: ifngr2
Product: interferon gamma receptor 2
Exons: 7
Coding region: 202-1068 (288 amino acids)
Molecular function (GO): protein binding
Source: RefSeq, a predicted model, not a curated record
GCAAAAUGGCGGAGCAGAACAACUUCCGGUUCGAGCGAGAAAACGACAAAUAAGGGAAAUAGCUGUCUUCAUCCAAUAUUUUAAGGAAGUGUCUCGGUUCAGGCUGAAUGCUGUGUUUUAGUUUUAACGGGAAGGUUUUGGCUACAAUGGAGACAAAUGUGUUCGGGGACUCGUCGCGCUCUGUGAAAUGAUGCUGUCACGAUGCUGUGGGUUGUGCUGUACGUUCAACUCGUCGUCCAAGUUCUGUCUGAGGCGCCACUGGCUCCACCACAGAACGUCAGUGUUGAUAAGUGGCUACUGACGUGGACUCCUACCACCCAGGAGAAAGACGUCACCUACACCGUUCAGUACCGCAGCUUUGACUCCAGUGAGUGGAAGGACAUACCAGCCUGCACCCAGAUAUCUAGGGAUUCCUGUGAUGUCGCUUCAGCCAAAGCUAACGGCAAAUUUGGCUGUGUUAGACUGCGUGUGCGAGCAGAGAGACGUCUGCUGACCUCGAGCCCAGCUGAAGCCUGUAGCAGACAUGGUGAUGCAUGUACUCCUGAAGUCAGUCUGACUGCACGGCCUGGCUCCCUGACUGUACAUUUAUAUAGGAACCACGGUUUGGCUCAGGAAUAUGGGAACCAUGCAUUACACAGGGUUUACUAUGGCAAGGAAGGGGAGUCCCUGGAGCAGAACCUUGAAGAUACUUCCUCUUCAGUGUCCUUACAUGAGCUGCAGAAGGGACAGCGUUACUGUACAAAGGUGCAGUAUAUCUUCUUCAGUACACCUGUUGGACUACCCAGCUGUACCCAGUGUGAGCUCAUCCCCAGGACUGACCCAAAACAAACAGAGGUGAUAGUAGCUGUGUUGGCGGUCCUCUUCCUGGUCACUCUGAUCCCUGUGAUAGGAUACUUCCUCAUCUGCCAACGUGGGAGAAUCAAACAGUGGCUGCGGCCUUAUGAGAUCUCAAUUGAUUUCAUCCUCGAGCCAUUUCCUGAGCAAUACAGCCCCAUCUCCACUAGCAGCCCCAGCGAGGAGCACUGCGAUGUCAUCACCUGCAUUACCCCAGAGGGCUUCAGACCAUAAAGCAGCUGCCCCCAUCUGAUUCUGGACCACAGCUCCUCUCUGUGGCCAGGAUCAGACCUGAGAAAACCCUGCUGUGCUGACUCCCCUACAUUUCUGUUUGGCUACAGGGAGACGCACAUCAGACUUCCUGCUGAGCUGGAUAGGCUCAGGAUAUGUUAUGACUUGAUUUAAAGUGAGAAGUCUGUUGCUGGGAAGAAGGUAUAAUUUGAUCUACAUUUAGCUUUCACGCCAGGAGAGAAAAGGGAGCAAUGAAAAGACUGAAGCACUUGCUGGCCACUCAAGUUAUUAAGCUCCAGACUUUUAGGAAACCAACUCUUGUUUGGUUUAAUAUGGCUGCAAAAAUUCUAAGACAUUUCUAUUAUAGCAAAAGUAAAAUAUAAACACUGAGGUCCAGUGUUUAUAUUUUUACAGGAAAGUGUCAAAUUGAGUAAAAUGACCAGGUAACGUCCAUGCCUGAUAGUGUUUUUGCACCUUUUUAUGAGCAUACAUCUGUCAAGUACUGAACAUUUCCAGGCUAUUUGUGAGCUGCAGUCCACAUAAAUGAGCGCAUUAGAAACAGCAGCCUCACAGGUUCGGUGCGGCUCAGACCCAUAUACUGCUGGACACUAGUUUUCAGACCACCACAGGUCCUUCCUUUGAGCCAAGAAAACUGCUGAUUUCUAAAACAUUAUGACUAAACCCUAUUUGAAUGUUCAUAUGAUACUUUACUAUAAGGUUUCACUAUUUUUAUGCACUUUUUCUAACAAUCGAAACAUUUGUGCUUUAGUAGCAUUAAAGAACACAGCAGAAGCUGAUCUGGUGUGAAUAGAAGAUAGCUCCCACAGAAUGUGUAAUUUGCAAGAACCUUUUAUCUGAAGCUCCUGCAUAUUUCUUGAGACUGAGUCAUUCAAUAAGCACUCAGCCUCGAGCCCUCAAGGUUCACUUUGAAGACCGAGACCUGAUCUUUCAUCUGUGUCGCAUCAUUUCAGAUCACUACUAGGGCUUCUAACACAACAGGAAGGAUCACUCUUUAAAUAAGUCAGUUAUAACCAAGUGUCCCAAAAGAGAGCUCAUGUUGGGGGGGGCUGGCUCUAACAUUUACUUUGGCACAAAGUUAGAUAUUUCUAAAAAUCAGAACACUGCAGUGUUUAUCUUUAUUAUCAAAUAAUACUAAACCCUAUUCUUUAACUUGCUGACCAGGUUAGAUUUUCUGACUAUCAUUCAGUGUCUUUUGUCUGGCUCUGUUGGCCAUUAUCAUGUUUCUCUUCUAACCAUUGCCAGAAACAUUUUAAAUGUCUUUGCACUUCAUGUAAUGAUCCUACUUUUUAUAUGUGGUGAUUUACAAUAGUGUGUAAAACGGUUGGAUGUUGCCGGGUUUUUGUCCAGAAACGUUUUCACAAUAAAUGACUGGUGCACAGAC